AGGGGCUUAAGCGACCUCCCCAAGGGAAAGCUGACACCCCAUGGGGCUAUUACCCUGGUUGGAGAGUUCAUGUCUGCGUCCAGCCUCGGACUGUGUUCUCACUUGCUCUGCCCAACUGACUGUGCCCUCAGCCACCUCAUCACCAGGAGGAGAUUUGGGUUGGAGUUGUUGCAGUCUCCAUGAGAUACAUAACUCUGAAAGCCGACUUUUGCCAUCAGCAGGAUAAUUCUGAAGGUUCUCAGGCCAUGGAGCUGUGAAUUUCCCUUCUUUCAGUGUCUGCAUCAUUGGGAACCAAGCACCCAACCAAUGUUUAUUCAUUCACUCAACCAAUAUUUAUGGAACAUCAUGGCCCUAGGGGUGGGGAACAAGAAAGACAAGAAUUAUUGUCCUGGGUAGGUUACUGAGGAGUGGGGAGGCUGGCAGGAAGCCUCCUAACUAGAAUACACACUAGGUCAAGGCAGUAUUCCCACUGCCUUGGGGAAUGGAAGGGAAGGCCAGGAUGCGAGUUCUACAGACUUAAGUAAGAUGAUCUGGGAAGUAGCAUUUGAGUGGAGUGUGGAAGGAGGGGAGGGAGAGAGUGUUCCAGGCAGCGGGAACAGCAGGUGCAAAGGCCCUGGGGCAGACGUGUGCCUGGACGGUGAAGGCUUUCGGGCUGUGUGUCUGGAGUAGGUGAAAGAGAGAGAAGGUCGGCAAGGACUGGAUAAGCAGAGCAAUUCUGUGUCUAUAGCCCAAAGGGACUGAUGUGACUAAGCAGGACUUCUUUGCCUGCUGUAUUGAGCGCUGGUGACAGGGCAUGGGAAGAAGUUAGAAGCUGCUGCAGAGGUCCCAGUGGGCCGUGAUGAGGGCACUGCUAUGCAGGGGUGAGAAUCAAUCAGAUUCUAGACACAUCUCAACAUGGAGGACCAAGACUUUCAUCUAAAUCUAAACAAUGGUCAGGAAAUGUUGAUUUGAGAUGUGUCCAUUGGGAUUAUUUAGAUACUUCCCACAGUCGAUCACGAGAACCAAGAAGGGGCCAGAAUUCAUCCUAGUCUUCCUAGGAUUUUCCCAAGAGUAGAAAUGACGAAGAACUGGGUGACCAUUCACAAAGGAGAGAGGAGUCCCCAGCCCCCAACCCUGAAGCCUUCCCCUCAGUCACUGCCUUCUGUGGGUCGACCAGAUGCCUGGACUGUUCUUGGCCAUCCCUGUGGUUCUUACAUCAAUGCCCAGCUGUUGGAAUGUACUGGUGCUUUGACAGCUCAUGGAAGCCCCAUAUAAGGCACUGCUUCUGUGGGAUGUGCCUGUCAAACCUGCUCAUCCGCUGCCGUUCAGUUCAGCCAGGUGUUGGGCCACAUUCAGUCAUCACUUCCCUGGGAGGGGGAAGGCAAGUGCACACACUCCAUCUGGCAGAGAGCAGGUCAGCCUACGGAGGGGCUCAGCCAACACAGGUUUGAUGGGGCCUGAGAGCAGUCCCAGGGGAGUGGGAGGGGCCAGCUUCUUCCUCAGGAGUGGAGGUGCUGCCCUGUGUGUGGACUAGAAAGCAGAAAACGACUUGUCUGUGUUGCUGGGUCAAUCACUGAAACAUUCGCUGAAUGCUGAGUUCUGCCUUAAAACAGCACGGGUCGUGUUAGAUGAAAGGGAUCCUCUGUUUUAUACUCUGAUCUCACUGUUGCCGCAGGAUCAAGGACCGGGGAAAGAAGGUGUCGAAGUUCAGAACAAAGCUGGAGUGCAGUGGCGCAAUCUCGGCUCACUGCAACCUCUGCCUCCCAGGUUCAAGCGAUUUUCCUACCUCAGCCUCCUGAAUAGCUGGGACUACAGACUGGAGUGCAGUGGCACACUAUCUCAGCUCACGGCAACCUCCACUUCCCAGGUUCAAGUCAUUCUCCUGCCUCAGCCUCCUGAAUAGCUGGAUCUACAGGGUGAAGAAUCUUCUUCUUUGGCUGGAAGACUCUCUUGCCACCGUAGUUUUGUCCCGGAUGUGUGACUAAAGAAAUCCAGUGGUCAGCCUGCGGCUCUUCCUUCUGCCCAGCUCCCUCCCACCCAGCAGCAGAGAAAGGAGGCAGCCGGCACCACCCUGGGCUUUGGAGACACCGCAGGGACUGCAGACCCCAACCUGCUGCACAGAACUCCUGUGAAAGCAAAUCUGAGCCCCACGGGAGGAAUUCAAGGAGAGUGGCAGAAUGCAGUGAGAAGAGAGAGUUUAUUGAAAGCCAUUCAGUUACAGAGGAAGGCGUCCUCAGAAAGCAAGAGGAGGAACGUGCUGGCUUUGUUUUAAACUCUUCUGAUACAGGGAUCUUAUCUACGUAAAAGCUAAGUUAUGUCUACGCGUGGGUGGCUGACAGCAUGACAAUAUUUAGUACUUUGUUGACUUAUAGAAAGUUAUCCUUGACCUGGCGCAGUGGCUCGCACCUGUAUUCUCAACACUUCGGGAGGCCAAGGUGACCAAUCAUUUGAGCCCAGCAUUCAAAACCAGCCUGGGCAACAAAGCAAGACACCAGCUCUACAAAAAAUGCAAAAAUUAUCUGGGUAUGGUGGCCCAUAUUUGCAGUCCCAGCUGCUCAGGACUCCCGAGUAGCUGGGACUACAGGCGCAGCUAAUGCCACCAUGCCCAGCUAAUUUUUGUAUUUUUAGUAGAGACAGGGUUUCACCAUGUUGACCAGGAUGGUCUCGAUCUCUUGACCUCGUGAUCCACCCGCCUCGGUCUCCCAAAGUGCUGGGAUUAUAGGCGUGAGUCACGGCGCCCAGCCGAGUAUAAUAAUUUUAAAAGCACAUUGUGUCCUGUGAUGUUGGGGUGUCUGGACAUUUUGUUGUUGUGGGAGCUUGUCCUUGCAGAUGUUACGAAGCUUCUUCCUCCACCUAAACAUCUCAGGACCCUGGGUUCUGACUGGCAAAGAGUGUGUGUGUGCCUUGCUAAUUUUGCGACGGAGUUGGUUUUAAAAUGGUGUCACCCUGGCUCUCUGUUCCUGCUUCCUGACGAUUCCACCCCCAUGGCUGCUCCUCCUAGGGUUCUCCUUGAGUCCAGCCAUGGGGGAACUGUGCCGCAAGGACUCCACGCUUACAGCGCUGGACGAGGAGACGCUGUGGGAGAUGAUGGAGAGCCACCGUCACAGGAUCGUACGCUGCGUUUGCCCCAGCCGCCUCACCCCCUACCUGCGCCAGGCCAAGGUGCUGUGCCAGCUGGAUGAGGAGGAGGUGCUGCACAGUCCCCAGCUCACCAACAGUGCCAUGAGGGCUGGGCACUUGCUGGAUUUGCUGAAGACUCGAGGGAAGAAUGGGGCCAUCGCCUUCCUGGAGAGCCUGAAGUUCCACAACCCUGACGUCUACACCCUGGUCACUGGGCUGCAGCCUGCUGUUGACUUCAGCAACUUUAGCGGUCUCAUGGAGACAUCCAAGCUGACCGAGUGCCUGGCUGGGGCCAUCGGCAGCCUGCAGGAAGAGCUGAACCAGGAGAAGGGUCAGAAGGAGGCACUGCUGCGGCAGUGCCAGCAGCUGCAGGAGCGCCUGGGCCUUGCCGAGACCCGUGCCGAGGACCUGCACCAGUUGGAGGCUGACCACAGCCGCAUGAAGCGUGAGGUUAGCGCCCACUUCCAUGAGGUGCUGAGGCUAAAGGAUGAGAUGCUCAGCCUGUCGCUGCACUACAGUAAUGCACUGCAGGAGAAGGAGCUGGCCGCCUCACGCUGCCGGAGCCUGCAGGAGGAGCUGUAUCUACUGAAGCAGGAGCUGCAGCGAGUCAACAUGGUUUCCUCCUGCGAGCUGGAAUUGCAGGAGCGGUCCCUGAGGAUGGCCAGUGACCUGGAGUCUGGGGACAAGGAGCUGAACCGCCUGAAGGAGGAGAAUGAGAAACUACGCUCACUGACUUUCAGCCUGGCGGAGAAGGACAUUCUGGAACAGAGCCUGGAUGAGGCGCGGGGGAGCCGCCAGGAGCUGGUGGAGCGCAUUCCCUCCCUGAGGGAGAGGGCUGUGGCUGCGGAGAGACAGCGAGAGCAGUACUGGGAAGAGAAGGAGCAGACGCUGCUGCAGUUCCAGAAGAGUAAGAUGACCUGCCAGCUCUACAGGGAGAAGGUGAACGCGCUGCAGACCCAGGUGUCCGGGCUGCAAAAGGAGCGUGACCAGGCGUACUCUUCGAGGGACAGUGCUCAGAGGGAGAUUUCCCAGAGCCUGGUGGAGAAGGACGCCCUCCGCCGGCAGGUGUUUGAGCUGACGGCCCAGGUCUGUGAACUGCGCACACAGCUCCACCAGCUGCAGGCAGAGCCUCCGGGUGCGCACAAGCAGGAAGCCAGGACCAGGGAGCCCUGUACGAGGGAGAAGCAGCGGCUGGUGAGGAGGCAUGCCAUUGGCCCCAGAGACGACAGCCACUGCAGCCUCACCAGCUCCUUAGAGUCUCAGCUCUGGUCAGACCUGAGCGCCACAUCCAGCCGCGAGCUGGUGGACAGCUUCCGCUCUAGGAGCCCUGUGCCCCCCAGCCAGCAGUCCCUGUACAAGCGGUUGGCCGAGGACUUCGGGGAAGAACCCUGGUCUUUCAGCAGCUGCCUGGAGAUUCCAGAAGUAGGCCUUGGAGCCCCGCCAGGAACGAAGGCGGGUGACACAGACCUGGAUUAUGAGGUCCUAGAUGGGGCAGACCUUCCCCAGCUAGAAAGCAGCCUGCAGCCAUUCUCCGCUGGAAGCCUGGAUGUCUCGGAGAGCAGCAUGCUCAUGAGGCGGAGGCUGGCCCGCAGGAUCCUGAGCCAGGUCACGGUGCUGGCGUUCCAGGGGGAUGCACUGCUGGAGCAGAUCAGCAUCAUCGGCGGCAACUUCACAGGCAUCUUCAUCCACCGGGUCACCCCGGGCUCAGCGGCGGACCAGAUGGCUUUGCGCCCAGGCACCCAGAUCGUGAUGGUUGAUCACGAAGCCUCAGAGCCCUUGUUCAAGGCAGUCCUGGAGGACACAACCCUGGAGCAGGCCGUGGGGCUUCUCGGGAGGGUGGACGGCUUCUGCUGCCUGUCUGUGAAGGUCAACAUGGACGGUUAUAAGAAGCUGCUCCAGGACCUGGAGGCCAAAGCGGUGACCUCAGGGGAUUCAUUCUACAUCCGGGUCAACCUGGCCAUGGAGGGGAGGGCCAAGGGGGAGCUGCAGGUGCAUUGCAAUGAGGUCCUGCACGUCACCGACACCAUGUUCCAGGGCCACAGCUGCUGGCACGCCCACCGCGUGAACCCCUACACCAUGAAGGAUGCUGCAGGCCACGGCACCAUCCCCAACUACUCCCGGGCUCAGCAGCAGCUCAUAGCCCUCAUCCAGGACAUGACUCAGCAGUGCACAGUCACCCGCAAGCCAUCUUCCGGGGGACCGCAGAAGCUGGUCCGCAUCGUCAGUAUGGACAAAGCCAAGGCCAGCCCUCUGUGUUUGUCCUUUGACAGGGGCAAAUCAGACUCCAGCAGGAUGGAGGACUCCAGUACGUGCUUCUGGGCUGAGAGCUGCUUCACCUUGGUGCCCUACACCCUGGUGUGCCCGCAUCGGCCCGCUGGGCCCCGGCCUGUGCUCUUCGUGCCCAGGGUGGUUGGGAAGAUCCUGAGUGAGAAGCUGUGCCUCCUCCAAGGGUUUAAAAAGUGCCUGGCAGAGUACUUGAGCCAGGAGGAGUAUGAGGCCUGGAGCCAGAGAGGGGACAUCGUCCAGGAGGGAGAGGUGUCUGGGGGCCGCUGCUGGGUGACUCGCCAUGCUGUGGAGUCCCUCAUGGAAAAGAACAUCCACGCCCUCCUGGACAUCCAGCUGGACAGUGUCUGCGCCCUGCACAGAAUGGACAUCUUCCCUAUCAUCAUCCACGUCUCUGUCAAUGAGAAGAUGGCGAAGAAGCUCAAGAAGGGCCUACAGCGGCUGGGCACCUCGGAGGAGCAGCUCCUGGAGGCCGCCAGGCAGGAGGAGGGAGACCUGGACCGGGCGCCCUGUCUGUACAGCACCCUGGCUCCCGACAGCUGGAGCGAUGUGGACGGCCUGCUCAGCUGUGUCCGCCAGGCCAUUGCCGACGAGCAGAAGAAGGUGGUGUGGGCAGAGCAGAGCCCUCAGUGACGAACCCAUAUGCCUUCCCGGGACUGUGGAGUCCUCUGGGUGCCGGUGAAUGCAGUCCUGUUCCUGAGCUCAGGGCCUCUGGCAGAACUGUGGGCUCCUUGGCACAUGAGGCCAGCUCUCCCCUCUGGCUGGGGUCUAACGUUGAACCCUCACCAUGCGCAGGGCGCACAUGGUGAAGCCACUUGUAUCUGCUUACUUUUCUGUGGAAACCAUCUUCACCUGUCACCAGGCUUGCCAUGGUCUAAACUGGAGACUCUGAGAAUGUUUCUGCCGUGGGAAAGGAGGGACGCCUUUCCACGCCUUCCCUAGAACUGGAGGCCCCAGGCCUCUGCAAAACCACCUGUCUGUAGGCCUGAUUCAAAUCCGAGGGGCUGCACCUCCCUUUUACAUUUUGAUGUGUCAAAGUCUUGCUCCAAAAGCACAGCAGCAGUGGGUGGGGAGCCAGGGGGGCCCCCAAGGUUGCUGCCACCCUUGCCGGGGGCAGAGGCACAAGCCCACAUAUGCCAUGACCCUGCCUUUUCUCAGCUUCUGAGGCUGCGAUGCCUCCAAACUCCAGUCUACAGAGGCCGGUGUGUUUACUUGUAAAUGAUGUUUCUGGUUGAUACAGACAGUACUCUCAGUGGGCCCAUGCCCGUUCAGUGGGGUCAUCCUGGAAAAGCCUGGCACCAACACCCCUGUACAGGGCCCGGUGGACUCUGCCUUCCCCCAACCUGACUUUGCACCCCAGCCCUCAAACAUCGCUACUCCACCCCCAGGGCUCAGGGGAGGACCCAAGUCCCCCAGCGCCUGGCCUUGCCUGACCUCCUGGGACUGUGGCAGAGUGAAUGUCAUUAGACAACAGUGUCUGAAAACCAGAAAGCUGUUCUAGAAUUCAGUAUUGUCAUAAAGCAGUUCAGAAAAAGAACUGUAUUUUACUGAAAUAAAAAGGUUUCACAGUCA
Messenger RNA from Callithrix jacchus (white-tufted-ear marmoset), 6954 nucleotides. It is a transcript of the gene CARD14, whose product is annotated as caspase recruitment domain family member 14. Gene Ontology annotation, cellular component: cytoplasm. Gene Ontology annotation, molecular function: CARD domain binding. Gene Ontology annotation, biological process: regulation of apoptotic process. The record is from RefSeq and is a predicted model, not a curated record. NCBI's taxonomy places the organism in Eukaryota, Metazoa, Chordata, Mammalia, Primates, Cebidae.